Pleurotus ostreatus (oyster mushroom) is the source of this 2121-nucleotide messenger RNA. RefSeq lists its product as uncharacterized. NCBI's taxonomy places the organism in Eukaryota, Fungi, Basidiomycota, Agaricomycetes, Agaricales, Pleurotaceae. The record is from RefSeq and is a predicted model, not a curated record. The transcript has a single exon. The coding region runs from base 1 to 2121 and encodes 706 amino acids.
AUGGCGAGCGCGGCAGUUGCCGAUCGUCUCAGCUUCUCUCAAUUAUGCAUUUCCCAAGCUCGCCACUCUCCGCAUCGCACGCGACAGCCCCCGUCUCGCCGACAGCCACCGACGAUGGCGCCAGACGCGAUCCCCAAUGCCGACCAGGAACCGCUGUCGCUGGAUCGCUUGAUCGCCCAAACGAAAUCAUCUCCAUCCACAGACCUCCUCCCCGCUGAACUCGCCUACCUGAUCACCGCUUUCUUGCCAACUGAAGACUUCGACGUCCGUUCCAAAGCGUAUCUCCUACUCUCUUCUUUCUGUCAGAGCGCCAGGGCGUCAGCAUCAGGCAAUGCGGGGAAAGAUAAACUAUUGCGCGUCUUCAGCCCUCCCAUUCUGUCCAAGCUCGGUGAUCCAGGAGAAAAGGAGUUCCUUGCUGGCGUCUGCUUCAUGACAGCAUUCUUCCAAGUGGAAUGGGAGACGGCUGCGACCGUCUUUACCAGCGACGGCUUGGUCGAAUCUAUCCUAGAUCAAGCUGAAACCUCUCCGCCUUCGUCACUGCCUCAUGUCGCACGGAUGUUCGCCCAAGCUGCUGGUCAUAAACCGUGUCGCACCUCUUUCACAUCUCUGACGGUAGAAUGGCUCGAAAUAUCCGCCCGACAAACUACGAUCAUUGCCUUGCGUGCUGCUGCUGGGCUCGCUUUAGUCAAAUUGUCGCGUAACACUGGUCCAGACGGUUUGGACGCCCAAUCUUUCGCCCAAGUGUCUGACAAAGAUGCCGAAUGCUUCAAAUUUAUGAAAGAGAUCGUUAUCUCUUCAAAAGAUACCUCUUCUGUAGCUGACGCUGUCGAAGGGCUGGCCUAUCUCAGCGUAAAUCCGGAUUUCAAGGAAGAAAUUAUUGCCAAUCCCAAUUUAUUAUCUCGUCUAUUUGCUCUAGUCCCCCGCAAGGAAUCUCUCAAAAACGAUACACUUCCUGACCAGGCCACAACGGUUUAUGGCAUACUUGUCAUCAUCUCUCAGUUAUGCGCCUACCGCCCACAAAUGUCUGAAGAGCAGACGCAGAUAGAGAAACUGAAGAAAAUGGCUAGAGCUGAGAAGAAAGCGGAGUCAAAGGAGCCGUCCCCUUACGACCAAAGCGAGUACGUGACUAAACGAAUAAGGCGUUUAGUAGGAGCGGGAGUGUUGGAAGUCUUGGUCGCCGCAUCGGUGGCUAGGUUGGAUAGCGUUGGGGUUCGCGUGACUGUGGGGAAAGCCCUUCUGAACAUCAUAGAAACAAAAGAGCAUAGAGGGAAAGUUCUACAGGCCGGCGGUGCCAAAGCUCUGUUUCAAAUGAUCAAGCGUGGUCUCAACGACCAGCCCCUAGAUGCCAUGUAUCUCGACUCUAUCCGAGCCCUAGCAAAGCUUGCAAUAACAGCUUCCCCCAUCCAGGUCUUUGGGCCGAAUGAAUCCCUCAUGUACGAUGCAAUACGACCGUUCUCUACUCUGUUAACACACUCAUCAUCCAACCUCCUUCAACGUUUUGAAGCCUUGAUGGCCUUAACGAAUCUCGCGUCGCAGAGUCCCGAGCUUUGCAAGCGCAUUGCUAAUGUGGAGGGGUUAGUUGGAAAAGUAGAGCUCAUGAUGUUGGACGACAAUACUCUUGUUCGCCGCGCCGCCGUCGAACUACUAUGCAACCUCAUAGUCGGUUCGGACGAAAUAUUCGAACGGUAUGGUGGCGCUUCAAGUUCUCCCAGCGCAAGGUCGAGAUUAGAGAUCCUCGUGGCGUUGUCAGAUGUCGAGGACGAGCGUACGAGAGUGGCUGCCUCCGGCGCUCUGGCUACUCUGACACUCUCAGAGCAUGUCGGCAACAUGCUUGCAGAACUUCAGUUGGAGAAGCAUAAGGCCUUUGGGAUACUUGGCCAAUUGAUUGAUCCAACGGAGGACACGGGUUCAGUUGAGGAUAAUCCAGGAUUGAUGCAUCGCGGCGUUGUGUGCGUGCGGAAUAUCAUCGUAGGGGCUACAGAUUUAGAGAGGCGAGAAGCGUUGAUUACUGAGGCUCAUGUUUCGGGGUUGACCAGGUCACUGGAGAAAGUAGCGGCGAAGGCACCACAGGAAGUGCUGCGGCCUCUGCUUGAGACGUUAACCAUUCUACGGAAACAAUGA